GGACGGAUUUGAGAAAAAGAAUGCUUGCACAAUGAAUUACUUUUUAGGAUGGAUUAUUAUGAUCUCAUUCCGAUUGACGUUCUUCCAUCACUUCGUCCGUCUAAUUUUCCGACUGAAAACAUGGCCAAGAAAUUAUUUUAUGAUUGACGAAUUGGACAAGAAUGAGUUGGAGGCGAGCAGUGCAAACCCCGGCUCAUCGCCAUCCCCAUAAACAUGUCCAUGUGCCAAUACAUCGGGAGGAGUUGGAAAGUUGAGUCAUGUAGUGGAAUUAUUGUGGGAAGAAUUUGCGAGGCAUGGAGUAGUGCGGUAUGGCGUAUGGGACCAUCGUCAUCAUCACAAGGCCGUCAAUCAUUCCUGGUGCAAGGUGUUGUUUUUCGUCUUCCCUUCUCUGACUGAUCUGGUUCUCGUACGGUGCGUGUAGUCCGACAGUUGGUUAAUGGCGGGUUUGGUGGCAGGAUGGCCAAUAAUUACACCUGACUGCUGGAGGCAGGUCGGGUAGUCUUGUGCCCUACAAUUAUUCAAUUGUACCAAUUAGGAGGCAAGACAAAGUUCAUGAUGUGAUGCUGGUCGGUCGACAAGCAGCAGCAGUUGCCAUUAUUUUCUUGGACAUCACACGGACUAGGAAGCCCAGGGCAUCGGAUACAUAUUUUCGCAAAAGUACUCCUUCGUGAGUCACAAUUCGCGUAGGUUUCAAGCGAUGCAAGAAGACCAUAGAAAACUCAGUUUGCAUAGUUGAACGACUCAGAUCCAUUCAUCGCCAGAUGCCGGUUAUGAUUUAUUUAAUGAAUGAUGACAUCAUGUCAGAGUGCAUUCUCAUUUAGACGACUUUGGUAAUCUUCGGGGAGGUAGAGUGGCACGAUGAAAAUGUGCCAUUUGGUUUCGGAGUAGGAUUGGAAUGAAGUGCAUGCAUACUUUUGGAAAUUUUGGAUAUGCAUGGGAAACCCGAUGCCUUUUGGACAUUUGUUGCUGAUUUCUAAUUUCGGAACGAAGAAUGAAUGGGAACGGUCGUAACGAAAACGAAAGACAAACACGGUACAUUGGAACUCGUGAAAUGAGAUGCAUGCAAGUACAAAUAUCUAGUUAGCUGAGUAGCUACGAUUUCUCGGUAUUUGUUACUCAACAACAAUAUGUUCCUGAUUGCAAUAUCAGCAGAGUACGUGGUGGGGUGACAUGUCCAGAUUUGUAAGCCAAGUUCACGGCUUUCUGUGACUCCUGCUGCUGUUUAUCCUCCUCUUGGAUUAAACUUUUAUAUAAGGAAUAUUUACGAGCUGGUUAACUUGCUUGUUGAGUGAUACGAGAGAGCACGUGUAUAUUAAGAAACCAACUUUUCCAGCAGCCGAUCUUGUGACCCACAAUGUCACAAUCACAGAUAGAGAGCUGGAUAUGUACAUAGCUACACAUUUCCAGUUUACUUAAAGUAGGUGACACUCCCUCGCCUGCCUCAGUCGCCAUUUCCACCAUCAAGAAUAAACACCAAUUAGCACUAUUUGUCAACGGUAACUCUAUUGUGAGAAUGAACGGAGUGAGCCAUGACCUUCUCGUCCCCCCACCCACCCAACUGCUCAAGGAGAGGAUCCAAGUCCCACAGAAACGACUUCUCAUGGGUCCCGGACCGUCCAACUGUUCUCCGGAAGUCUGUGCGGCUGGUAGUUUGCCCAUCAUUGGACACAUGCAUGCAGAAAUUUUCAGAAUAAUGGAUGACAUUAAGGUCGGCCUACAAUACGUCUUUCAGACCGAGAACCCAUGGACCCUUGUGAUAAGUGGGCCUGGUCAUCUGGCCAUGGAAGCCGUUCUCGUGAACCUCUUGGAGCAAGGAGACACGAUGCUCGUCGGCGUAAAUGGCUUGUGGGGAGAUCGAGUUGCAGAUCUCGCUUUCCGAAUCGGGGCAAAGGCUGUGCGGAUGGAGACCGAACCAGGAAAUGCCUUUUCCCUCCAGGAGAUUGAAGCCGCACUGGUGUCGAGCAGGCCCAAAGUGCUCUUCCUCGUCCACUCCGAGUCCUCCACGGGGGUCAUGCAAAAUCUGGACGGCGUUGGAGACCUGUGUCGCAAGUAUGGCUGUCUCUUGGCCGUCGACACGGUGGCGUCGUUGGGGGGUGUGCCAUUUUCGGUGGAUAAGCUCAAGAUUGAUGCCAUUUACACAGGAUCGCAGAAGGUGAUCGGUGCCCCUCCAGGAAUUGCUCCUAUCUCCUUUGGACCACGGGCUGUCGAGGUAAUCAAAGGGCGCAAGACGCCGGUCAAGUCGUUCCUGCUGGACAUGAAGUUGCUGUCGGUGUACUGGGCCUGCUCCCCCGGGGACGUCCGGUUCUACCACCACACGCCUCCCAUCAACCUCUUCUACGGCUUGCGAGAGGCCCUCACGGCCGUUGUGGAAGAAGGCCUCCCAGCCAUUUGGAAGCGUCACGAGGAGAACGCGAACCGACUGAGGGACGGAAUCACAGGGAUGGGGCUGGAAUUGUUCGUCAAAAACCCUGCAGAUCGUCUCCCCACGGUGACCACGAUCCGCGUGCCGGAAGGGCUGGACUGGAAGGCCGUGACGAAACAUGCCAUGGAGAAAUUCGACAUUGAGAUUGCUGGGGGACUGGGGCUCACGGCCGGGCGAGUAUUUCGGAUCGGUUUGAUGGGCUAUAAUGCUUAUCCGGAGAAGGUGGAUCGCGUCCUGGCUGCGCUCAAGGAUUCCAUCAAAAUGGCAAAGUAUUAGAAGGAAACGACGACGACGCGAAUUCGGAUUGAGUGGAUGAAAUGGCUUCUUGUUUUGUCUCUGUGAAUUUUGCUAAUAAAUGAACAUUGAUAAAAGGGA
Molecule: messenger RNA, 2797 nt
Organism: Folsomia candida
Lineage: Eukaryota; Metazoa; Arthropoda; Collembola; Entomobryomorpha; Isotomidae
Product: serine--pyruvate aminotransferase, mitochondrial
Exons: 9
Coding region: 1514-2698 (394 amino acids)
Cellular component (GO): peroxisome
Molecular function (GO): L-serine:pyruvate transaminase activity; L-alanine:glyoxylate transaminase activity
Source: RefSeq, a predicted model, not a curated record